Gavia stellata (red-throated loon) is the source of this 543-nucleotide messenger RNA. RefSeq names its product regulator of G protein signaling 8 (gene RGS8). Bases 1 to 543 code for a protein of 180 amino acids. The record is from RefSeq and is a predicted model, not a curated record. The transcript has 5 exons. NCBI's taxonomy places the organism in Eukaryota, Metazoa, Chordata, Aves, Gaviiformes, Gaviidae.
AUGGCUGCCUUACUGAUCCCACGGAGGAACAGAGGGAUGAGGACUCGCCUGGGCUGCCUGUCUCACAAAUCAGACUCAUAUAAUGAUUUCACAGCUAUUCUUCCGGACAAGCCCAACCGGGCUUUGAAAAGACUGUCAACAGAAGAGGCAACAAGAUGGGCAGACUCUUUUGAUGUCCUUUUGUCCCAUAAAUAUGGGCUGGCUGCUUUCCGCGCUUUCCUAAAGACUGAGUUCAGCGAGGAAAACCUGGAGUUCUGGCUCGCCUGCGAGGACUUCAAGAAGACACGCUCGGCAGCCAAGCUGGCCUCCAAGGCCCAGCGGAUCUUCGAGGAAUUCAUCGACGUGCAGGCUCCUCGAGAGGUGAACAUAGACUUCCAGACACGGGAGCUGACAAGAAGAAAUAUGCAGGAGCCCUCCCUCUCUUGCUUUGACCAAGCUCAGGGGAAGGUGCACAGCCUGAUGGAGAAAGACUCUUACCCCAGGUUCCUGAGAUCCAAAAUUUACACAGACCUGCUGUCUCAAACCCAGAGGAGGCUCAGCUAG